UUCGUAUCAUUUGUAAUAAUUUUAUCAUAUCACCAAAACUAAGGACGUCGUGUGGAUAGUUGAUACCUUUUUGUUGAUUAAAAAACGUGUAUUCGUUGAAUUAACAUUCGUGUGGCUAAUUACUAUUUAUUGUACACUUUCGUUUAUAAAUUGUGACUUAUUUGGCAUUUGCAAAACUGUGGUGAUUUCGAUUUUAUCAUAUAAAAUAAAUAUAUAUUCUCGUAUGAUCUUUUGAAAAACACUAAUAAAAGCUAUUUUAAUUAACUCUAAAAAUAAUGGUAGAACCUGCGGUGGAGUAUUUAAAUUUUCCAAAAGAAGAAGAGAAAAUACUAGAGUUCUGGAAAGAAAUCGAUGUUUUUCAUGAAUGUCUUCGACAAUCCAAAGGAAAACCUAGAUUUUCUUUUUAUGAUGGACCACCAUUUGCUACUGGACUUCCUCAUUAUGGUCAUAUUUUAGCUGGUGCCAUAAAAGAUGUAAUUACACGUUAUGCUCAUCAAACUGGUCAUCAUGUUGAACGUAGAUUUGGCUGGGAUACACAUGGUUUACCAGUGGAAUUCGAAAUUGAUAAACUUUUAAAUAUAAAAGGUCCAGAAGAUGUGGCUAAAAUGGGUAUUGAUAAAUAUAAUGCAGAAUGCAGAAAAAUUGUCAUGCGUUAUGCAAAUGAUUGGGAGACUAUUAUUACUAGAUUAGGACGAUGGAUUGAUUUUAAAAAUGAUUACAAAACAUUAUAUCCAUGGUUUAUGGAAAGUGUAUGGUGGAUAUUUAGUGAGCUAUGGAAUAAAGGUUUGGUAUAUCGUGGUGUAAAAGUAAUGCCAUUUUCAACAGCUUGUAGUACGCCAUUAUCAAACUUUGAAUCUGGUCAGAAUUACAAGGAAGUUGUCGAUCCUGCAGUUACGGUUAGUUUUCCUCUUGAAAGUGAUCCUUCAGUUUCUCUAAUUGCAUGGACCACUACACCUUGGACUUUACCUAGCAAUCUAGCAUUAUGUGUAAAUCCAACUUUAAUUUAUGUCAAAAUAAGAGAUUUAAAUGAUAAAAUACUUAUCCUUAUGGAAGCACGAUUAGAUGUUUUGUUUAAAAAAAAAGAGGAUUAUACUAUUUUAGAUAAGUUUCCUGGUGAAAAAUUAAAAGGAUUAAAAUACAAACCUCUUUUUCCUUACUUUAUACAAAGUCAGAAAACUGCCUUUGUUGUUUUAACUGAUGGAUAUGUUUCUGCUGAAUCUGGUACUGGUAUUGUUCAUCAGGCCCCAUAUUUUGGAGAAGAUGAUUAUAGAGUAUGUUUAGCUGCUGGAGUAAUCACUAGAGAUCAGGAUAUUGUUUGUCCUGUUGAUGAAAGUGGUAAAUUUGUUCUUCCUGUGAGUGAUUUCCAAGGUCAAUAUGUCAAAGAUGCUGAUAAAAAUAUCAUAAAACACAUAAAAGAAGCUGGAAGACUUGUUAAUGCUUCUUCAGUUAAACAUAGUUAUCCAUUUUGUUGGCGAUCUGAAACUCCACUCAUUUAUAAAGCUGUACCAUCAUGGUUUAUAAGGGUGCAACAUAUGAGUCAAGAUCUUUUAACUUCUAACAAAUCUACUUAUUGGGUGCCCAAUUUUGUUAAGGAAAAACGAUUUGGAAAUUGGUUAAAAGAUGCUCGUGAUUGGGCAAUUAGUCGUAAUCGUUAUUGGGGCACUCCCAUUCCACUUUGGGUUUCUGAAGAUGGAAAAGAAAUUGUUUGCAUAAGUAGUAUUGAUCAACUUUACAAGAUGACUGGUGUUCUUGUAACAGAUCUUCACCGAGAAACAGUUGAUAAAUUAACAAUUCCAUCAGUUAGACCGGGUUGCCCACCAUUACGUCGAAUAACUGAAGUAUUUGACUGUUGGUUUGAAUCUGGAUCCAUGCCUUAUGCACAACAACAUUAUCCAUUUGAAAAUAGAAAAGAAUUUCUUGAAAAAUUUCCAGCAGAUUUCAUUGCUGAAGGAAUAGAUCAAACUAGAGGAUGGUUUUACACAUUAUUGGUAAUAUCAACUGCCUUAUUUAACAAACCUCCAUUUAAGAAUCUUAUAGCCAAUGGGUUAGUGUUAGCUUCUGAUGGUCAAAAAAUGUCAAAACGUAAAAAGAAUUAUCCCGAUCCAUUAGAGGUAGUGAACAAAUUUGGAGCUGAUGCACUGCGUUUGUAUCUUAUAAAUUCACCAGUAGUAAGAGCAGAAAAUUUGAGAUUCAAAGAAGAAGGAGUUAAAGAAAUUUUGAAAGAUUUAUUUUUACCUUGGUAUAAUGCAUAUAGAUUUUUCUUACAAAACAUUAGAGAUUCAUAUGGUAAUAUGUAUCAACCAAAUAAAAAUUACUAUUCUGCACCAAGUGAAAAUAAAAUGGAUCGUUGGAUAACAUCUUGGACACAAUCAUUAAUUGCGUUUGUACGUCAAGAAAUGGCUGCUUAUCGUCUUUAUACAGUUGCUCCAAGACUUGUAAAAUUCAUUGAUGUUUUGACUAACUGGUAUGUUCGUUUAAAUCGCCAACGACUCAAGGGUGAAUGUGGUCAAACUGAUUGGCAACAGUCUUUAGAUACUUUGUAUCAUGUUUUAAUGAACAUGGUUUGCUUAAUGGCUCCAUAUACACCAUUCAUAUGUGAAUUGAUGUACCAAAAUUUAAAAAAAAUCGAAAAUCUUGAAGAACGUAGUGUUCAUUUUCAUAUGGUGCCUAUAGUUCAAGAUCAUUUGAUUGAUAAAAAUAUUGAACAAAGUGUUUCCAAUAUGCAAAAUAUAAUAGAAAUGGGCAGAGUAAUGAGAGAUCGUAAGACAAUUCCAGUCAAAUAUCCUCUUCCGGAUUUAUUGAUUGUUGCGGAUGAUCCUAAAAUAAUUGAAAAUGUGGAAGAAUUCCGUAACUAUAUUGAAAAAGAAUUAAAUGUGAAAACUAUUAAUUUUACUAAAAAUAAAAGUAGAUAUGUUAAACUUAGAGCUGAACCAGAUCACAAAACAUUAGGUUCCCGGUUGAAGUCUGAUUUUAAAAGAGUUACAGCAGCUAUACGUGAAUUAACUAAUGAGCAACUUCAAUCAUGGCAAAACGAAGUAUCCACCAUGACUAAUGGUAGUGAUGAUGCAAAAAAACCAUCCCUUAAAGUCUUGGAAUAUGAAUUAGAUGCAUCAGAAUUUAGAAUACUAUACGACUUUACUGGAUCUGAAGCUGAAGAAAUGGCUAAAAAAUAUGAAGCUCAAUUAAAUAAUGAUAUUUUAGUUCUACUAAAUGUCUCACCAGACCAAAAUAUGUUAGAUGAAGGUACUGCUCGGGAAAUAAUUAACAGAGUUCAGAAACUACGUAAAAAAGCUCAUCUAGUGCCAACAGAUUUAAUAACAGUUUAUUAUAAUGUAAAUCCUGCUGGAGAGUUAUCUCGAGUUGCUAAAGAAUGGAAUGACUUUAUAAUAAAUGUAUUGAAAGUACCAUUCAUUGAUGGGCAAGCAGUAGGAAAUAUAAUUAUUGAAGAAACUCAGACACUUAAAGGAUCUAAUCUAAAAAUUGUUUUAACCAAAGAAAAUAAUGAUCAAACGCCAAUGCCAGUUUGCAAAUUUGUCAAUGUAGAACUUCAUGGAUUAAAAGCUAGAUAUGGUGCUUCAAAUUCAUCUACAAUUCUUCUUGAAAAUCCUGUUGGUAAAAAUGUAUUAAAUGUUAUUGGUUUGACCAAGGAGAUAAAAAAUGCUUUUGGGUUGUUUGGUAUUGAUAUUUUAUUAAAAAAUGUUGAUGGAAAAAUGUUGGAUGAUAAUUUAUUAAACACAGUUAAUAAUGGUACGAUUAUUGUUCAAAAGAACAAUAAUUCUCCGGAAUGUUGUAAGAUUCAACAAAAAACCUCACCAAUUUCUCAAUUUAUAAAUGCAAAAUAUGGUUCAGAAAUUGGAACAAUUUUACUUCAUGGAGAAGAUGAUAAAAACAAUAAUGACAAAUUAAAACUCAAGAUUGCUCAUACUUUCAAUCUGAAAGCAAACCAAAUCAUACUCAAACAAGAAAAGGAUUUUGUUAUUGUACACAGUUAAAAUUGGAAUGAAUUAUUUUAAAUAUUAUUAAAUUCAAUAAUUUUGAAAAUGUAAGCUUAAUUAUUAAAUUAAAAAUUUCAAUUUGUAUGAUUUUUUAAUUUCAUAAUCAUAUUUUAAGUUAAGGGUUCUCAAACUUUUGAGGUAAAUGCCCUCUUUCAUACUAUUUCAUUCUGACAUGCCUCCCUCACCAUAAUAAGAUUUAAUUAUUUUUAAUAUAUAUAUAUAUACAUAUCUCUCUUCUUGUAUUCAACCCUAUGGUUGAUUUUGCAGUCAGUUACGCGCUCUUCACUCAUUCCUAUUUCCAGCUAAUCUCUUUAAUUCCAUAUAGUUUGACAGUCCAGCAUCGGAGAUAAUUUGCUUGACAAAUGAACCUCGAAUAUCCUUGGUCUCUCUUAUCUUAAAUUUUCUCUUCUAUUAUACUAUAAACUAUUGUUUGUAUUUGUGCCUCAAUAUGAGACUAAUCGUGUUCCAUUGUUUUUGAUGUUUUUAAGUUCAUUCUCUGCAUUCAUUUAUUUCACUAAUUAUGCUUUCAUUGGCUCCAUGAAAUUGCAAUACCAUAAAUAUGUUUGGGUAGAAGUCAUUACAUAUCAUAAGAGCUUCUCUAGCAUUUUUAGGUUUUACGGGAAGUGCGUUUAUAUUUCGGAUCCAAAGUUUGAACUCCGAAAGAAAUACGUUUUAUUAUGAUCUAAAAUAUCUAUUUUAUAACGUUUAGCUAACUGAUAGAAAUCUUCGGUAUUUGAAGUAGAUAUUUCGGAGAAUAAUGUUUGAAAUCCCGAGAGUGUUGUUUUGUGGUUAAUAUAUCGAAACUUUAUUUCUGAUAUAAAGGUAGGUAUCAAAAAAAGGUCUAAAAAUAGAAAUUCUAAAAUAUUCUGGCGAAUAGGUCACGUAACUCAAUCGGUUUUUUUGGUUUUUUGUAAUUCUUGGUAGAUUAAUUGGAACAUCUAAAUUUAUUGCUAGUCUAGACGCGUUUUGGAAAAUAUUAUUAAAACUAUAUUCAGCUGAAUUUCAAAGAUUAUCCAAUUUAUGUAAUAUAUCUUCUGCCAAACAAACUGCUUUUCUUAAAUCCAAAUUGGUGUUUUGAAAAUUUUUAGACAAUGGUAGUCCUAGGAAAAUAUAUUAGACACCACUAAUAAUGAUAUAAGAAACUCGAAAUUUAAAAUCGCGUUUCUUAGACCAACUGCUUUAGAUGAUAUCUCCUACUCAUUUCAAUCACCUAUAAUAUCUAAUGAUUCAAUCACACAAUGAAUAAGUUCAAUAAAGUCGUGGAUAGAGUGAAAUUACAAUUUUCUAUUACAACGAUUUAAAAUGAGCAAAAAAAAAAAGACCUUAGCUUUUGGGGGAGGGGUGGAAACCCUUGCAACCUCCCCCCCCCGUAAAUACGCCACUGAUUAUUCGUAUUGAUACACGACUACGAAAAGGGCUUAUUUCGAUAAUACAGAAUCAAGUUUUCUUGUCCCCAAAUAAUCACAAACUCUUCCAUGUCCUUGAAAAUCCCUACCAACAAUAUCCUAAAUGACUGCCUUUAAAUACAGUAUCCAUUUGCCUAUGUUUUUAGAAUAGAAUAAGUUUAACUUACUUACUCCGUUUAUUGCCUCAACGCUCAUCUGGUCGUGAAGCACGCGCGCCUCACAUCGCCACCAGCUUUGUGAUUCAAUUUUUACUAUUCUCGGACAGAGCUUAUGUACUAUGUCCUUAAUUAUUCAAUUACUAUUUUAUUUUUAUUAACUAUACAUUUUAUUUUUAUUAUAUUUAUUGGUUAAAUAUUAAAA
Molecule: messenger RNA, 5761 nt
Organism: Sipha flava (yellow sugarcane aphid)
Lineage: Eukaryota; Metazoa; Arthropoda; Insecta; Hemiptera; Aphididae
Gene: IleRS
Product: isoleucine--tRNA ligase, cytoplasmic
Exons: 20
Coding region: 276-3992 (1238 amino acids)
Biological process (GO): isoleucyl-tRNA aminoacylation
Molecular function (GO): ATP binding; aminoacyl-tRNA deacylase activity; isoleucine-tRNA ligase activity
Source: RefSeq, a predicted model, not a curated record